CCGCCCACCAUCGAAGAGACGACUCACAAGGUCGUCUCCUCCCCACAACUUCACUACGAACGCCCCCCGCGCUCUCCACCUUACAUUCCCUUCUUUGAUACCCCAUAUUUCUCGAUCUGCAGCAAGUACUGCAGUCGUCUUCACCCGCUCGACUUUCUCUCCCAAACCCAUUUUUCAGGCCGUCCUAGUUCGCUCCUACGCCAGCCACGGUCGUAAGAUGGCUCCCAAGAAGGCCGUGAAGGAGGAGAAGAUUCUGCUUGGCAGGCCGGGCAACAGCUUGAAGAGUGGCAUCGUUGGCCUCGCAAACGUGGGAAAGUCCACGCUGUUCCAAGCCAUCACGAAAUGCCAUCUUGGUAACCCUGCCAACUUUCCCUAUGCUACCAUCGACCCCGAAGAAGCUCGUGUCAUCGUCCCCGAUGACCGAUUCGACUGGCUAGUUGACCACUACAAGCCCAAAUCCGUCGUACCCGCCAACUUGACUGUCUAUGAUAUCGCCGGUUUGACGCGAGGUGCUUCGACGGGAGCUGGUCUAGGCAACGCUUUCUUGUCGCACAUUCGCGCCGUCGAUGCCAUCUUCCAGGUCGUGAGAUGCUUCGACGAUGCCGAGAUCAUCCACGUUGAGGGUGACGUAGACCCCAUCCGCGACCUAGAGAUCAUCAGCGACGAACUCAGGAUCAAGGAUAUCGAGUUCACGGAGAAGGCACACGAGGCAAUUGUCAAGCAGACCCGGAGAGGUGGCCAAAGUUUGGAAAUGAAGAAGCUUAAGGAGGAGCAAGCUACCAUUGAGAAAAUCUUGGAGAUGCUCAAGGACGGCAAAGACGUUCGGAAAGGCAACUGGACUCCGAAAGAGGUCGAGAUCAUCAACCCUCUCUUCCUUCUUACCGCUAAACCCGUUGUAUACCUGAUCAACCUCAGCGAGAAGGACUACAUCCGCCAGAAGAACAAGCAUCUUCCCAAGAUCGCGCAAUGGAUCAAGGAGAACGCACCAGGCGACCCAAUCAUCCCCAUCUCUGUCUGCUUCGAAGAGCGUCUGUCACGGUUCGAAACCCAAGCCGAGGUUGACGAAGAGUGCAAGACCAUUGGUGCGAAAUCCGGUCUUCCCAAGGUCAUCGUAACUAUGCGCAAGGCCCUCAAUCUCGGCAGCUUCUUCACGACUGGUACGGAUGAAGUGAGACAAUGGACAAUACGCAAUGGGACCAAGGCUCCUCAAGCUGCUGGUGUCAUCCACGGAGACUUCGAGAAGACCUUCAUUCAAGUGAUCGUCUACAACUUUAACGUGUUGAAGGAGGAGGGCGAUGAAGCUACGGUGAAGGCGAAGGGCAAGGUAUUGACCAAGGGCAAGGACUACGUUGUGGAGGACGGUGAUAUUCUGCUCAUCAAAGCCGGAGCGGCGAAGGCUUAG
This is a messenger RNA of Mytilinidion resinicola, 1402 nucleotides long. RefSeq lists its product as uncharacterized. The transcript has 5 exons. The coding region runs from base 218 to 1402 and encodes 394 amino acids. Gene Ontology annotation, cellular component: cytoplasm. NCBI's taxonomy places the organism in Eukaryota, Fungi, Ascomycota, Dothideomycetes, Mytilinidiales, Mytilinidiaceae. The record is from RefSeq and is a predicted model, not a curated record. Gene Ontology annotation, molecular function: ATP binding; ATP hydrolysis activity; GTP binding.